This is a messenger RNA of Cantharellus anzutake, 603 nucleotides long. RefSeq names its product cytochrome oxidase assembly factor. Gene Ontology annotation, cellular component: mitochondrial inner membrane. The record is from RefSeq and is a predicted model, not a curated record. The transcript has 4 exons. Lineage: Eukaryota; Fungi; Basidiomycota; Agaricomycetes; Cantharellales; Hydnaceae. The coding region runs from base 1 to 603 and encodes 200 amino acids. Gene Ontology annotation, molecular function: copper ion binding.
AUGUACACCUCCGCCAUAUUCAUUACUUCCUUAGGGCUGGCGUAUGCAGCCGUCCCCCUAUACCGAGCGUUUUGCUCCGCGACCGGUUUUUCGGGUGUUCCUGUAACAGACGCCAGAUUCGGAGCGGAACGUCUUGUCCCGGUUGAGAAAGCUAAGCGAAUAAAAGUCCACUUCAAUGCAGACAUUUCAAAGUCUCUGCCUUGGUCUUUUACUCCCCAACAAAAAUUCGUUACCGUGCUACCUGGAGAGACAGCCUUAGCAUUCUACACUGCCAAGAAUACUUCGGACACGGACAUUAUAGGGAUUGCUACAUAUAAUGUCACCCCAGCCAAGGUGGCGCCGUAUUUUGCUAAAAUAGAAUGCUUCUGUUUUGAAGAACAGAAACUCCUCGCUGGCGAGGAGGUGGACAUGCCCCUGUUCUUCUUUAUAGAUAAAGACUUUGCUGAUGACCCUUUGAUGCGUGACAUCGAUGACGUCGUGCUGUCAUAUACCUUCUUCAAAGCGAGGCGCAAUGAACGCGGCGUAUUGGAACCUGAUGCUGAUCAAGCAACUUUGGAUAAAGCAACUGGUUUUUCAGAGAUUCAAAAAGUCAAUUCAAGCUAA